Molecule: messenger RNA, 4928 nt
Organism: Nicotiana attenuata
Lineage: Eukaryota; Viridiplantae; Streptophyta; Magnoliopsida; Solanales; Solanaceae
Exons: 11
Coding region: 408-4184 (1258 amino acids)
Biological process (GO): negative regulation of DNA-templated transcription
Molecular function (GO): acyltransferase activity, transferring groups other than amino-acyl groups; transcription corepressor activity
Source: RefSeq, a predicted model, not a curated record
UUUAUUUAAUUAUACAUGGAUUAUAUAUAUAUAUAUAUUUAUAGAUAUUCCAGUGAUUUAGGUUAAUUCUUGUUAAUUAAUUUAAAAGCUAAAAAGCCCAUCAAUAUUACAGGGUUACAUUAAAGAGCAGCAGCCCUUAGACGUGAAAUUUUUUGCACAUAAAACACGAAGGAAGGCGAAGAUCAGAGGAAAAAAAAAAAACUUUUAGUAGUGUCUGUGGAGGCGCAAAGAGAGAAUUGUGGAGGAAAGGAAGAGGAGAAAUAGAAGAGGCAUUGGCGUGGCUAAUAAAGAGGGACGUAAAAAAGAGCAGUCUUUGACACAAGAAUUAGUAGAGAGGCAGACAUUGUGAAAUUCGACCGCUGAUUUGAAGUUAUGUUUUGACACCCACUGCCUGCCUAACUCUGUCAAUGGCCAUCAUUGAAGAACCCAUCAACAUCAAAACUCCUCCCAAACUCCAAGUUGAUGAAAAAGUCGAGGUUAGGAGCAUCGAAAAUGGAUUCCUGGGUUCAUGGCAUUUGGCUACCGUGAUUGCUUCUGAUUAUUUGGUUCGUCGUGUGCAGUAUGAUCACCUUCUAUGUGAUGACGGUUCCAUCAACUUGAUAGAGUCUGUGAAUGUUUCUCCCAUGGUUGAUGGGAUUAUUCCUGCUGAUAAGGUGCCAGUUACCUAUCGUGGUAUCAUUAGGCCUUUGCCUCCUCCAAUUCAAUUUGGGAGAUGGGCUCUACCUUAUGGACAAUGUGUUGAUUUAUUUUAUCAGGAUGCUUGGUGGGAAGGUGUGAUUUUUGACCAUGAAGAUGGCGCCGAGGACCGGAGAAUUUUCUUUCCAGAUAUGGGUGAUGAAAUGAAGGCUCAAGUCGCCAAUCUACGUAUAACUCAAGAUUGGGAUGAGGUUUCGGAAGAAUGGAAGCCUCGUGGUAGCUGGAUUUUUCUUGAAAUAAUUGAGGAGAUUGAGCCUCUGCACCCCCUUUUAGUGUCGGUGAAACAAAUUUGGUAUGAAGUGCGGGAGAAGAAUGGCUAUGAAAAUCUUAAGGAGUGGACAUCUACUUCGAGGGAUAUCUGGAGGAUCUUGAUCAAGGAAGUUGUGCUUGACAACACCAUGUUAACCGUCAAGCAAAUAUUUUAUGAGUUGAACUCUUCACCGGACUUUGUAGAGGGAGGCCAAUUGCUAGAAUUUUCAAAACCUGCUCUCCAGGCUAUACUGAAUGUUGAAACAUAUUUUGAUAACUCGGCCAUUGUACCCUUUAUUGAAGCCAUAUGCAAUUCAGAUAGUAGGGAAAUGGUGUCUAUGGAUCAGGAUGUGUCAUGUCUUCAGCCUGUUGAAAAGCAACUUGUUUCAGACGGUUUUGCACCAAUCGCGGAGGAUGUUCCACUGAGUGGUAAUGUUAUGUUUAGCUCAGUUCUGCCAAGACAAGAAGAACAACCAUCUGUAUCACCUACUGCUUUGUCUAUUUUACAUCCCCCUAAAAAUGAAAUUUCUGCUAAUUUCUCAAUUACUAAGGGUGAAAGAUUUAGUUUCACAGACUUUGAGCCUUCCAAUGAAAUAGAUUCUAGAAAGAGCAAGCGACUUGAAUGGAAGACCAUGGACGAUAUAGCUGAGUUUUGUCCUGAUGCAAUUUCUAAGUACAAUGAGAAUCAGAUGUUGAACGAUAGGUCACUCUUACAAAAACUUAAGAAGCAUUUGUUGUUUUUAGGAUGGAAAGUUGAGCUAGCAAAGAGUUUCCAAACUAGGACGCGGUACAUUGCUCCCGAUGGAAGGAUAUUUCACUCACUUCGUCAAGUUUGUAAGAUAUUGGAAAAGUCAGAAACUUUUGCAGAAGGCCAAAAAACUUCGUAUGAUAGUUCACUUGAUGACCUCAAGCGGUCUACUUGGCUGGCAAAAGCACAGCCCUCUCCUUCUCAAGGAUCAAUCAUUGAUCCUGAAUUCAACCCUCAAGCUGUAAUUGAUUAUUGUUUUUCAGCAGACAAUCCUACCUAUGACAAUUUGAACCGUGAGCGAAAGAGUUAUAUGAUCCUGAAAGCUAAGCAGCACCUAGUUGCAAUAGAAUGGAAAUUAUAUUAUCAUUGGAAAGGAAACAAAAGAGAAUUGCGGUACCGUUCUCCUAAUGGAAAGAUUUUUAAUUCUCUUCUAACAGCAUGCAGAGGGUGUGUAGAGCAGUUGGAAGCUGAGGGUCAGUUACUUGAAUUAAUUUCUCCAUCAACUCUGGAAUUCCAGGGAAAUUUAGCACCUGGGAGGAAUUCAUGUAAGAAGUUAUCAACGGAGACAGUUUCUGUCAUGUCACUUCCGAAAGAACCUGCUCAACUUCACAAAGUCAAAGUUCGUGAAAUCAGCAUAAGAAGAAAGAAGAGGAGUAAUCAUGGUGACAGAAACGAGAUAUACGCAGGUGGCUGCAACGUGCUGAAUAAAGGAAAUGAAUCCACAUCUUUAAGUAGAGUAACAGAUUGUAUAGAAUUUCGGUCUUCAGCUCGUGUGCUGCGAUCAAGCAAAAGAGCUCGGCAGGCAGCUAUUUCUUCUUCCUUGUAUCAUACACCUCGAACAGUGCUAUCUUGGUUGAUAGACAAUAAUGUGGUUCUGCCCCGAACCAAAGUGCAGUAUCGUGGGAAAAAAGAUGGUCGUCCAAUGGCUGAAGGGCGGAUCACUCGUGAAGGGAUCAAAUGCAGUUGCUGCCAAACAGUUUAUGGAAUUAGUAACUUUGAGGUGCAUGCUGGAAGCAGUUGUCACAGACCUUCUGCAAACAUAUUUUUGGAAGAUGGAAGAUCUCUUCUUGAGUGUCAACUGCAGAUGAAACUCAAAAAUAGUGUAAGACGCACGAAUAAUAGACCACGUUCGUUGAAGAAGGACAGUCAUUUGGGCACAAACGACUACGUGUGUUCUGUGUGCCAUUAUGGAGGUGAAUUACUUCUCUGUGAUGAGUGUCCAUCUUCAUUUCAUUCUGGUUGCCUUGGAAUGAAGGAGGUCCCAGAUGGUGACUGGUUUUGCCCAUCAUGCCGUUGUGAAAUGUGUGGCCAGAGCAGAUUUGAUAAAAACAAAGACCACUUUACAGACAGCAGUGUACUUAUCUGUUGUCAGUGUGAGCACAAGUAUCAUGUUCAAUGUGUGAGAAAUAAGGGUCUUCAAAAGCUGGAUAAUUAUCCUGAAGGAGAUUGGUUUUGCGACAAGAGAUGUGAGCAGAUAUGUUUGGGUAUCCGCCAACUUCUAGGAAAGCCAGUUAUGGUGGGAGUUGAUAACCUCACUUGGACUAUGUUGAAAUUCUUAAAAGCUGAUGAUUUUGAUUCUGAUGCUGCUGAUGAUGAGUCCAUACUGGAGACUUACAGCAAACUUAGUGUCGCUCUGGAUGUGAUGCAUGAAUGUUUUGAGCCUGUCAAAGAACCUUACACAAGGAGAGAUCUUGUGGAAGAUGUUAUCUUCAGUAGAUGGUCGGAGCUCAAUCGUUUAAAUUUUCAGGGGUUUUAUACUGUGCUUUUGGAAAGCAAUGAUGAAGUGAUUUCAGUAGCGACUGUAAGGAUUUAUGGAGAAAAGGUAGCCGAGGUUCCUCUUGUGGCAACACGAUUUCAGUACCGCCGACUAGGAAUGUGUCGCAUCUUGAUGAAUGAGCUUGAAAAGAAACUCAUGGAAUUAGGAGUUGAGAGGCUAGUUUUGCCAGCUGUUUCCACCGUGCUAAACACAUGGACCACUUCAUUUGGUUUCUCAGUGAUGAAAGAAUCUCAGAGACUGAACUUCUUGAAUUACACUUUCCUUGAUUUCCAGGGUACAACAAUGUGUCAGAAACUCCUUCAGGAUAUCCCCUCAGUGGUAUCAAGUGGAUCAACAGAAGCAUAUCAAACUCAUUUUGAACACAUAAACAGCAAGGACAAUGUUGAGUUGGAUGGAAACAGUGCGCUUUCUGACGUCUUCCAAGCUGCGCUAAGUGAGAGGAGUGAAAUUGUGGACCAAGGAUCUGCACAUACACCUGGAGGAUGUGAAACCUGUAAUACGGAUGUUCCAGCUCCCCUCGUUAUUGCGGCAAACCAACAAGCUCGUCUUGGCUGCCUGCCUUGCCAGGAUGAAACUAAUCUGCAAUACCGAGCUGAAGCUACUGGUAGUAAUGUUUUUGAAAAAGCAGCUAGUGUCGAAUACAAAUAUUACAAGCGUAGAAGAAGAUAUCAGCCCGUGGAAGCUAAGCUGGUUUUGGAAGGGGUAACUGUCUAGUAAGCUGGUAAAUUAUGCAAAAAAGAUGGCACAACCACAGAACUGUGACAUCUUCCAGGAUACUUAUUUCAAAGGCCUAAAAUCUUUUGCUUCGUUAACCUUUUCUUUCCUCCUUAAAGGAGAGGAAGAGACUUUAAGGGCUGUUGGUCUCCCACUCGUAUAUAUUCAUGUACAGCUGACUAUCUCUAGGUAACCCUUUAGCUAAUCAAGAUCUCUUUUUUUAAUCCUGAAAGUGCAAAUGUGCAGAACCAAAGUCCACGGCUGGCAAGUUUGAAUGUCACGCCGCGAAUAUAAUUUUUGUCCAGAGCCAAUACAUUUGACCGCUGAUCAUAUAAAAGCACAAUGUUUGAGAAAAUUACUGGUUGAAACAUGCAAUCUAGUUUGGCACAUCACCUGGGAUAGCGAGGGGCAAUCUACUUGCACAUUCUUGUUGAUCCGGAAUCAUGAGCCUUGCAUCUUUCGUGGCAACAAGUAGAGGAAGAGAGCGGUAUAGGAAGAAUGAGGCAAGGUAAUGUAAGGCAGUCCCAGAUUGAACCGUUGGCUGGCUUUAAGUCAAAAGCCACAUCUAUAUAAAGGCUUUCUCUAUCAUUCUUCUACUCUACCUUUCUGCCAAUUCUUCUUCGUUUUUAUAUACAUUGCUAUUCUUCUGACAACUCCUUUCUAUUUAUUGUAUUUAGUUCUUGUGGUAGAAGAAACCAAUUAAUCAUUUGCCUAAUAGUUUCUUGGAAACACUUUGCCUACACU